Molecule: messenger RNA, 3953 nt
Organism: Galleria mellonella (greater wax moth)
Lineage: Eukaryota; Metazoa; Arthropoda; Insecta; Lepidoptera; Pyralidae
Gene: mTerf3
Product: transcription termination factor 3, mitochondrial
Exons: 3
Coding region: 409-1284 (291 amino acids)
Biological process (GO): mitochondrial ribosome assembly; regulation of DNA-templated transcription
Cellular component (GO): mitochondrion
Molecular function (GO): double-stranded DNA binding
Source: RefSeq, a predicted model, not a curated record
AUUGCAAAAAUUUGAUCUUAGGGUAAUAUUGUGUAAAAUAAUAUAUAUAUAAAAAGGUUAUCUUUUAUUUUCGCUAAAAAAUGUUAAUCGGAAUAUGCAAUUUGAUAUAAAAUUUAUAUUUCUUUUAUCACAUGAGUCGCGUUUCUACUAUAAAAGUAUAAUUAUAACCCUUUUCGUUUCCAUUUUGAACAUCAGGGUGGCUAGCAUAACGAAAUUUUUUUGUGUAGAUUGGUAAGAUAUUCCUGACUAAAUUCUUUUUCUAUGAAGUGUGGUUUAUUUUUCUUUGGUUAUAUACUCUUGACGCCUUUAGAAAUAGUCUCUAAUUUGUGAGUCUUUUUGAUUCGUGUUUGCCUCUGUUUUUGUCUGAUGAGUUAACUUCCAUAUGUAAAUAACAUUUUAAAUGCUACUAUGAUUUAUUCUGGUUUAGUUAUAAAAAUUUUUAAUGUUUCUAAACUUUCUAUUGGAAAGAAUAAUUUCUGCAGUUUAUCUUCUUGUUAUUCUAAUAAAGUUUCUACAAAAACAGUUAGUCCUGUAAUAAAUAGUUCAAGUGAGGAUUUAUCUAAUGUUAUUCCACACCUUCCAAAUACAUUUAAUUUAGCAGCAUAUGUUAAUCAGUCUGAAGUAUUAAAAAAAUUACUUUAUCUUAAUGUCAAUUUGAAUAAAAUAGAAAAGAAACCACAUGUUGCUGAAAAAAUUAUGAAAUUAAAUUUUGAUGAUAUAAAAGAUCACAUACUAUUCAUCAAAGAUUAUGUUAAGACUGAUAAUAUUGGCAAGUUUUUUACUAUUAAUCCAAUGAUCUUCUAUGAAUCUCUAGAAGACUUAAAAAUAAGAGUGAAUUAUUUACAAUCAAAACGUUUCACUCAUGAUCAAAUAGAACAAAUAAUAUCGAAAAAUGCUUUUUGGCUUAUGUUUAGUACAAUUAGAAUAGACAGAAGGUUGGGAUUCUAUCAAGACAAAUUUAAUUUAAUUGGCAAUGAAAUCAGAUUUUUAGCUACAAAACAACCAAAGCUCAUUACAUACAAUCUUCAACAUGUCAUGACGAACACAUUUGUCAUCAAAGAAGAGAUGGGAUUUGAGGAUCAUGAAAUGAAGCAGUUGAUUUUAGAAAAACCAAAGUUGUGGAUGCUAAAAACCUUUUUUAAGGGGCGUACGGCGCUUUGUGUCUUGCCUCGCACUGAAGCUAGCAAGUUGGUGGUAGAAGACUGGUGCGGGCAGGGGUGGAGGGAGACAGCGGUGGUAAGAGACAAUGAUGUUGUCGGAGAUGAGUGGCUGUUUCUUGUGUAAUUAUCAUUGACUGUGAAAGACUCGAUUUUCAGAUGAAGUGGGAAUAAUCGUCGGAAGUUCGUUAAAUGGCCGUUGUGCAUGUAUAUAUACAUUAUAAUAAAAAUAAACAUAAAAAUAAUAUAAAAUUGUAAGAAGACAAUAUCUCUACAUACAUAUAAUAUCUUUCGUAAGAAAAAAUAAUAUGAGGGGUAUAAGAGCUAAACAAUUUGUAGAAAUUUUAUUUCUGGCUUCAAACAAAAACUAUUACAGCUAAUUGAGUAGGAUUUCUACAGUUGUGUUUAUGAAGCUUUAACUUAAAAUUUGGUAUAAAGUACAAAGAAUAAAGACGUACUAUGAAAAAAUUAGGGGAAAGCCUGAUUUUUGAAUGAACCUUCCUUUUGCGGAUCUAAGUAAGUCUCAAAAGUCCCCGUUGAUCCGUGUGCCUCUAAAAAUGUUACUCGGGGUCAAAGAUCACAAAAAACAGUUUUUCGCGAAUAUCUCGUUAACAAUCACAGUUAUAGAAAAAAUAGUGGUUAAUAAAUUAUAGUUUAUGAAAUUACCUUAAAAAAACAUCAUUACUUUUUUCCGUAAAACUAAUAAUUUUCGAGAAAAUUUGAUAUAAAAAGUUAUAUCGUGCAACAUGCACUCCUCAGUAGUAUAUAUGGACCAUAUAUUGCAAUUGAGGAAUCCGAUAGAAGAACAAGUAUUGUUGUAGGUGAAGACGUAGAUUUAUUAGUAAUAUGUGUUGCACGAAAGCCUAGUGAUAAAAUAAUUUAUUUUUUAAAACCUGGUAAAGCUAAAAUUCAAACAACUUAUCUCCACAAAGCUUAAACUUAUAUCCUGAUUGUAAAAAACAUAUUUUAUUUUUACAUGCAAUGAUCGGUUGCGAUAGUAGAUCAGCUAUUUUUCACAGGGCCAUAAUGUCUUUCAAUUAUUUGAGAAGAAUUAAGCAAUUACGCCAAUGCUUUUACUACAACAAAAUGUUCUCCCGACAUAAUUUCUAAUAAUGGUAUCCGUUUUCUUCUGGCUAUGUAUAAAGCACCUGUGAAAGAAGUGUCUAUUGAUAAUCACAGAUAUUUAACGUUUGCAAAAUUAACGCAGUUAAAAAAACCUGUAGAAUUAUCUACUCUUCCGCCAACAUCUAGUGCUGCUCGCCAACAUUUAUAUCGUGUCUACUACCAAGUGAAAGUAUGGCUUGGCAACGAGCUUAAUCCUCUAGAAUGGACAUUGCAGGAUAAUAUUAUAUAUUGGGACGCAGUUAAAACUCCCUUCACCUGCUCCUGAUAUUUUAUUGAACACAAUUUUUUGUAAUUGCACUAAGUGCUGCAACUUGAAAUGCGGUUGUAGAAAAGUUGGACUAUAUUGUUCACCAGUUUAUGGUAAUUGUCACGGUCAGGAACGUUUGAAUCUAUCACCCGAUAAGUUUAAUGACUGCUGAAUCCUGCUGAAGACAUAGAUCUAUCGUGUUUCUUGAUUGAAACAAUGGAAGUCAAACAAACAGAAGAAGAUAAUGAAGAGAUGGAGGUAGUAAUUAAAAUGGAAUCAGAAGAGCCAUAAUUAUUAAUAAAUAAACAAAAAUAAUUUAUUAUGUAUUCUAGAAUAAUAAUCACUUUUAACAGUAAAAAAAUUGAUAAUUUGUUCAUUUUUAUUUACCUCACUCGUUUAUUUCGUUAUUUAUCUUCAUAAAUUAAGAAUUUUUAAUCACAAAUAGACGUGGAUUAUGCCUACGGUGGACACCACUUAAAAAAGCACACUUGUACCUCAAAGGAGUGCAAUGUUUUAUGAGAAACAUAAGCAUUCAAAAAUUUUAAAUAUUUUUUUUCGAAAACUUAGUUUUACGGAAAAAAGUAGUGAUAUUUUUUUUUGUAGGCAAUUUCAUAAGCUACAAAUUUGAUAACCACUAUUUUUUCAAUAACUGUGACCGUUAAUGAGAUAUUUGCGAAAAACUAUUUUUUGUGACCUUUAACCCCGAGUAACACUUUUAGCGGCACACGGAUAAAUAGGGAUUUUGUUUAGAAUCACAAAAGGAAGGUUCAUGCAAAAAUCCAGCUUUCCCCUAAUUUUUCCGAAGUUCGGUCUUAUUUUUGUCUUUAUUCACUGUACUAAUGUUUUAUUGCGAUCUACCAUGUAGCAGUGUUUUUUUUUCCUUCUGAUAUACAGAUUAAAGUAGCGGGGAAAAAGACAGUGAUGAAUAUAAUAUGGGGUCAAGUAAUUCGAAAAUAUGGAUUAAAUAAAAUACCGCCGACUUCGAAAUUUGUUACAUGAUACUGUUGUAAUAUUUUAAUAGCAUUUUUAUAUUAAUUUGCAAUAAUUACUUUAUAUUAAAAUAUGACAGUGUGUCGGAAAUAUUUUGUCAAUUUUCUGAUAUACCUAGUAUAAUGUUCAAUAUUUUUAGUGUUCGUAUAGUGAAAGACUACAGAUGCUCAGUAUUCACUCUCUAAAGUAGGCAUGGUUUUAUGCAGUGGCCAUUUUUCCAUUAAACCGGUGUGUGUUGCAAUUUAAGUUAGGCCCUUGUGAUUUUGGGUCUGUGUCAAAGCUAAAGGGGGUAUUUUCGAAUAAAUAACUAUAGUUUCUAAUUUAUUAAUACUGCUUUUUUUGUUCCUAUUUGAGCGUACGUACCUCAUCAGUGAAUGUCCCAAAUUGUUUAAAACAAUUUAUUGUUAUAUACUUAUAUAUUUUAUAUGCUUACC